AACCGGAUAUUGGUUUGUUCCCAUGCACGGCAAAUCGCUCAGGCGCCGUACAACCAAAAUGCUGGGAGUUUUGUGUCGGUCUUCUUGAAAACUAAAUCACAAAACAGCUACAACUUUCAAGGAAGACUGAUUUCAGCUCUGAUACCACGAGAUUUUCGUCUUUCCUCAUUUCUUUUUCUUGUCGUGGAAAAUCGAACAAACACAAGCUAGAAAACCGCUGUGUUUUUACGCUGGGUAAUGAGUUCAAGGAAUUGGAAGAGUGAAUCAGUGCAGAGUAGAAAGGCGGAUGCAUCAUGGUAUUACGACUUCAGCGAACCGAUUGAAAAAGACCGCACAAGGAGCACCAAUACACAGCUUGAAAUUUAUCUUACUGAGACGAACAUUAAAAAAGCCACUCUUGAAUUCGAAGAGGUGACACGUGAGCCAAUAUUGUCGAGACGGAAAGAUUACUGUUGUCUCUGCUGGUGUUUCUGUUGCUCGUGCGAUUGGUACUGCCCCGCUCGCCGUUUCAGAGUUGGAAGCAUGGAGACAGCGAAGGACAACAAAUACAAUCCCAAACCUUCCAGAGAAGAAGUUCAAGAAUGGGGAAUAAGCUUUGAAAAAUUACUCACAAGCAAAACUGGGGUAAAAAUUUUCCACGACUUUCUCAAGUCCCAGUACUCAGAGGAGAACUUAUUGUUUUGGCUCGCAGUGGAGAAACUUAAAAAGGAAACAGAUCAGGCGACUUUUAAAGAACUUGCGCAGUCGAUUUACCGGGAUUACCUUUCAGCGGAGUCUCCAAAAGAGGUCAGUAUCGACCACAAGACUCGCCAGCAUAUCGAAGAAGUCUUGGAGGAACCUGACCAAACGGUGUAUGACAAUGCGCAACGUCACGUCUAUUACGUCAUGUAUCAGGACUGUUACCCAAGAUUCAUUGUGUCCAACGUCUUUAAAGCGCUUCUCAUAAGUAAUGACUGAUCACUUGAUCUAAGACAUUAAGUUACUUUCUAGACUAGAUUCGACAGAAAAUGACAUGGAGUUAGAUUAAUAUAAAGCUAGAGAUACUUUCUCCACCGUUUUCUCUGUGGUUAUGUCUGCAAAAUUCCAAGAAAAUGAAGUAAAAUUUUUUAUGCAACUUUACAAUCGACGAGACCAUGGCCUUGUCGAUCAUGUACAUAGAAGAAUAAACAAUAGCUUCGCAAGAAUUGCUAAAUAAGUAAAUUGAAAGAUGCUUCUGGUGAGAGCAAGAUCCAAUGAUUUUUAAGGGAGUUAAACGUUUAUCGUGCUUGCACACCAUAUAGAUAUAGAUUUAAAUAUGCUUUUUAAGGGGAGCGUUUGAGAGGCGCAAACCCAGAACCGAUCGCACUACUAUCCUCUGCUUCUCAUAUUCCCUACGUGUUUCUCAUGUCUAUUUGCGUUAAUUGGCAUGUUUAUCUGCGAUUCCCGUAACUUUCUAUCGGUUUUUCUGUUUUAUUAAAUCUCACCUUUAAAGUGUGUUCCCUAAUUUAAUGAUAUUUUCAAGAGAGCUCCGAUUAAAGUACACGGAAAAAAUGUAAUUAUAAUUAAAAAAUAACAAUGUUUCUUAUUCUGAA
Messenger RNA from Pocillopora damicornis (cauliflower coral), 1571 nucleotides. RefSeq names its product regulator of G protein signaling 19. NCBI's taxonomy places the organism in Eukaryota, Metazoa, Cnidaria, Anthozoa, Scleractinia, Pocilloporidae. The record is from RefSeq and is a predicted model, not a curated record.